Gongylonema pulchrum is the source of this 636-nucleotide messenger RNA. NCBI's taxonomy places the organism in Eukaryota, Metazoa, Nematoda, Chromadorea, Rhabditida, Gongylonematidae. The record is from the annotation of a GenBank genome assembly.
AUGGGUACGUCGCUUGGCACAUUGCUUCAAUAUGCAUCACAGUCUGCAAUCACUCAGUUAUUCCUCUUUAUUGUUGUUUUCUUCAUCUACGGUUGGCACAAUUUGGAUGCCGAUGUACGGAUAAUGAUUGGUGCCAGCGAUAAUCGUUCGCUGCUGGCAUUUCUGCUUGGCGCAACAAGUCCGCUUUAUACUGCUUUACUGUUUACUUCUGUACCUGCUUUUCUUGUGCAUAUCGAUUAUGCUACGGCAUUCAUCUCUUCAUCCAAAACGAUUUGUCGAUUUUUUGGCUAUCUGGUAUUGUUCGGUCCAGCAGCCAUUAUCCUUGUUUUUAUCAUUGUUGCUUACUAUAUCAGUGCUAUUCGCUAUAAAAUGAUCCGCAAUAGAUAUCAGCCAAUCCGGCAGCCAGUCAUAAAAGAGUCAGCGGUCAUAGUCAACAGAAUGCUAGCCGUCGUAGUCGAUUUGGCAGCGAAAACAGUUGUAAAUAAUGCAUUGUACACUCGAUUCAUUGGCAGUAAUGAACAAGCAGCGGCUGGUAAUUUUCGUACCAUUUUAUUUGUUGGUUUAAUAACAUUUCACAUUCUGUCGUUGCUCGAAUUGCGCUGGACACUGAAGCGAUGGGAUCAUUCAUCCAGGUAA